CCGCAGGUCGUUCUCAUCUCUCCUUGCUGUCUCUCUCUCAUUUCCAUCUCGUCUCUUCCACCACCAAGCACACGCACACGGCACGAUCCUGGUGUUCCCUGCAACGGGGGACCAAAGAUGGAGAAAGCGCAAGUGGAGCUCUUUCGGGCCAUAAAGUCCGGCGAUCUCACGAAAGCACGGAAGGCUUACGACAGGGGGGCGAACGUUAACUGGCCCCUCGACCGCUGGAUGAUAGGCGGUCGCGAGCACUGGGGCCUAAGGGUGCAAGUAAAGCCGCUUGGAAUCUACCUGGGUUUUAGUGCUCGCGAGUCGUGGAGGGUCCCGGACGGGGAGGGCGCGAAUAGGGGGGAUACCCUGGUCAUGGUGGCGCUAAAGUGCCGCAAGCAAGAAGAAGCGGCGUUUUUGCUGGGGUGCGAUCGGCUCAACCGAAACUGCCUCAACGAGGCCGGAAACUCGGUGGCCGACAUCGCCAGGGCCACCGGACAGGAGUUCCUGUUGAGAGGGCGAUGGGGGGGCGCGAACCUUCCCCCGACGAUCCCGCAGCAAGGGCCGGGCGAGUGGGACGAGGCUCGGCCGGCGUGGGAGGAGCCGGGAGUCGCGGCGGCGGGGGCGGGAGGAGUGCAGUACGCGUCGGUUGUCGCCGAAGCGGUACCGGCGGACGGGCAGGGGGGGGGGGGAGCGACGGCGGGGGGCGCCUUGGUUGCAACUGCGGUAGGGGACGUGGGGUACGCCCCCGCCACAACCGGACACGCUACGGCCGCCCCUGUGAACGUGGCAACACCGAUCGACCUAAACAACAACCCGACUGCAUCGGCCAGACGAGGGCCCCGGCCGCAUGCUGGCGGGACUUUCGGCACAGGCGCAUUCGGUGCAUUUUGAAACAACCAUCAAAGAGAGCGGGUUGAAGGUGGUAUCCAGAUUUUUUGACAUAUAAACAGCAAAAUCUCACGCAGCACGAGCUAGCUGCUCAUUCCUUAAGCUGGAAUAGCACCAACACCCCCGUCUAUUAUCUAGCUUUCUGGGGUUUGGCGAGCGAAGUGUUGAAUGAACGCUUUUUCAGCGCAUUUCUGGAUGCAAGUCAAGGUUGUCUAUCCCAACUUCUUGGUUUCCUUCGAGGCAUUUUUUUUACGGGAACACCCGGUGAUCGUUGAUCAUAGGGUGGAGGCAAUUGUACCUUGAUUAGUCACAGGCUUCAGGACGUCACGUGAGGAGUUAACUUGAGUGCCCGCGAUGUCAGUGUGCCGUAGUCACAGGUUUCUGAGUUCCCUGGAAUUUUUCACUACUUAGUAGACUCAGCCAGCUUGUAACCUUUUGUGCGGGGUGCUCCCCGUCCUGGGCAUUUGAAAUUCUGGAGUUGAUUUGCAUUACGCCCGUGUGGCUUGUGUCGAAGAGAGUGCUUGGUUAUUUUUGUUAGAUCGGUAAGUAUUUGGCGGGAAAUGGUACCAAAUAACUAAAGUAGGUAUUUAGCUUGUGGGUCAAGGGUUGUACAAAUGGCGUUAUGGGCUCGAUGGUGCUCUCGAUGGUAGUAUUUUCUUGAGUCUUGGUAUUUUUGUUGGUGUACCAAGAGAAAUGACCAAAUAUUUUUCAUGGGUUGACAAUUUUUUAGCGCCACCUUGCUGGCGACACCUUGUUGUGGGUACACGUGCACGAUAGCAACAUCAAACACAGGGAUGCUUGCUUGUGGGCCCUUGAUGCUUGCAGCUCUGG
Ectocarpus sp. CCAP 1310/34 is the source of this 1707-nucleotide messenger RNA. The record is from the annotation of a GenBank genome assembly. Lineage: Eukaryota; Phaeophyceae; Ectocarpales; Ectocarpaceae.